Molecule: messenger RNA, 378 nt
Organism: Pyricularia pennisetigena
Lineage: Eukaryota; Fungi; Ascomycota; Sordariomycetes; Magnaporthales; Pyriculariaceae
Exons: 1
Coding region: 1-378 (125 amino acids)
Source: RefSeq, a predicted model, not a curated record
AUGACCGCAAGCUUCAACAUCGCCGUCAUUGUGAUGCUGACCAUCUUUUCUGGAUUUAUGAUCCUAGCCGGCAUCUGUCGGUUCCGACUUCUCCUCUGGUUCGCCAACUACGAACGGGGCCCACGCCGUGCAAGAGCCAUCGCCCGCGCGUGGGACACCACCGGCACCACCCGGACUACCGCCAGAAGCCGGCGCACACAGAGGCAAUCAGGCCUCCCUCCCUACUCCUUGGAGCCCCGGGUCGGGGAGAUUAGUGUGUCGCAUUCCGAAUACGGCAUCGCGGACGACGACCCGCGGUCGGACAUGCAUCUAUCUCAAAUGCUUCGGGAUUUGGAACAGCCUCCGCCUGCCUACCGAGGGCCAGGGACUCCGAGAUGA